This is a messenger RNA of Notolabrus celidotus (New Zealand spotty), 1772 nucleotides long. Its product is annotated as natterin-3-like. The transcript is spliced from 3 exons. NCBI's taxonomy places the organism in Eukaryota, Metazoa, Chordata, Actinopteri, Labriformes, Labridae. The record is from RefSeq and is a predicted model, not a curated record. The coding region runs from base 519 to 1718 and encodes 399 amino acids.
CAUUUAUGAUGAGUAUUAAAGAUGCACGGCAUUCCUUUGAGAGCACACUGGAGCUUAUCUCAAUCUUGAGGCUAAAGCUCUUUUCACACUCCUGAUAACUCAUGGACACACCGUUAUAAACACACCUCCCUCACAGCGUCGCAUUAAAAGGAAACAAGGAACAUUUAUAAGAUAUUAAAGAUGGAUGACAAAGCAGAGUCCUUCACUAAGACUACAGUUUUUGCUGUUUAAUCAAUGCAACGUGUGCAGAGACGUACUCUCACAGUAUCAAUGAAUGAGUGGAAACAUGCUGGGAGCAGAGACAUGCAUGCAGCAGCUUCAUUUCGUGCACGAAUAUUGCACCAGUUGUGUGCCUGAGCGAUUUAACCCUCAUCACUCCUCCUCAUCAUCGGUGGAUGUUCCUGUCUUUUAUCUGCAAAACUCUCUGCAGAAUUGUUACAAAGAAGCUGUCGGGAAAAGGUCCAGAUCAAGUUAGGGUGUGAUUUUCUGCUGAUUGCAUUCACACGUGCACGAAUAUUAUGAUGAGGUGGUGUGUUGCUGUCGUCCUGACGGUGCUGCAGCUCUGCAGCCCGGCGCUGCAGUCGGACCCUCUGCUCUACAUCUCACAGCUGCAGGACGGGCAGGAAACACCCAAGCCGUGGCUCAACCCCGCCCUGGAGGAAGUCGUCCCUUCUCGGGAAAUCACCAAGACCCCUGAAGUCCGAGACCCCCCAGCCUCUCUAACACCCUCAGACCCCAUGUUCGGUGAAUACACCAACCUCAAGUGGGUCACCUGGGACGGCUCCCUCCCCAACGGUGCCGUCGCCAUCUUCAACGGCUACACCGAACGCAACGACUACGUCUGCAAGGUCAACUGUGAGGCCGGCUUCUACACGCCCAGCAAAGGAGCGUUCUGCCAGUACCCGUACGCCGACACAGAGUACAGGUCCUCCAAGUUUGAAAUGCUGGUCAACGUGGACCACUUUGAGUUCCUGCAGUGGGUUGAAGAUUCGUACGGGUCGGUCCCUCAGUACUCCGUGAAAACCUGCCCCAACUCAGACAUCUACGUCGGCAAGAACAAGUACGGUCUCGGCAAAGUGGUGACCCAGCACGAGGCCUUCUUCCUGCCCUACGAGGGGGAUGAGUACUGGUACAAGAGCUACCAGGUCCUGGCCAUCAACAGAGAGAGCUACAGCCAGCACAUCUCACAUGUGGAGUACGCCAUAGACCAGAUGGAGCUCUUCCACCACCCCCCAGAGGCCCUGAAGCUCGCCAAGGUCACCAACCUCGAGUGCAACAGUGUGCAGAAGACGGUGAGUCUGGACAAGACCAGCUCGGUGGAGAAGUCCUGGGACAUCGGCAGAGAGACCCGCAACGGCUCCGUCUCCACCAUGAAGGCCAAAGUUCCCAUCCUGGGCCCGGGGACGGUGGACUUCACCAAGGAGCAGACCGUCACCUUCUCCGAGGGGACGACCAUGGUGGAAUCCAUGAGUCACGCCGUCUCCGUGCAGCUGCUGGUCCCGCCGAACCACUCCUGCUCCGUGAGGAUGGACGGCAGGAAGAUGACCGCCGACAUCCCCUUCACCGGCCGGCUGAGCAGGACCAACUACAACGGGGACACCCACUGGACGUACAUCACGGGAACCUACGACGGCGUGAACGUCGGCGAGAUCAACGCCGUGGUGGAGAGGUGUCAGCCGGUGGCGGACGCUGAACCCUGUCCCCCAAAUCAAGACUGAUGUAUGAAACUCAGAGCUCAAAAGUCAAACAUGAGAGUUCAGAAAUAAAGAAAC